Manis javanica (Malayan pangolin) is the source of this 746-nucleotide messenger RNA. NCBI's taxonomy places the organism in Eukaryota, Metazoa, Chordata, Mammalia, Pholidota, Manidae. The record is from RefSeq and is a predicted model, not a curated record.
GCGGGUCCUUCCGGGGGGUGACUUUCAGCCGGCCGUUCAGGGCGACGGACUCUCGCUCCUGGAACGAUGGCCCGGUUCGUCCGUAACCUCGCGGAGAAGACCCCGGCGCUGGUGAACGCCCGGAAACGGAGUUCUAACCACCACCGUGAAGGCAGGCGUGUGCGGGACGUCUGGAGCCGCCCGGCAGCUGCCACCCUGACGCCCCCGUAGAUCUCUAGGAGUAGGAAUGUGGAGGCUACGCCUGUUGGUGGAGUCAGGGAAAGGGAACGGCCAGAGACGUGGACGGGCGCGCAGAUUCGGCCUCAUCAGAUUCUGGGAUACUUUGCUUUUUAAUCUGAGAGAAAUUUUAGGUGGAAUCGGACUUUAUGAACGAGUAUCCCUGCCCCGCUGCUGUGACUUACUCGAAGCCUCGAUUGGCCACAUUUUGGUACUAUGCCAAGGUUGAACUGGUUCCUCCAACCCCUACUGAGAUCCCUACAGCUAUUCAGAGCUUGAAAAAAAUAGUCAGGAGUGCUCAGACGGGUAGCUUCAAACAGCUCACAGUUAAGGAAGCUCUGCUGAAUGGUUUGGUGGCCACUGAGGUGUGGAUGUGGUUUUAUGUUGGUGAGAUUAUAGGCAAGCGUGGCAUCAUUGGCUAUGAUGUUUGAAGACCAACCUUUAACAUGUUUAUAUUUGGUUUGUUUUUGAGUGUUCUUGGACCAUGUGUGAUCAGACUAACUUGAAUAAAAUAAGAUAAUGUAUCAAAA